This is a messenger RNA of Bipolaris zeicola 26-R-13, 420 nucleotides long. RefSeq lists its product as uncharacterized. The record is from RefSeq and is a predicted model, not a curated record. Bases 1 to 420 code for a protein of 139 amino acids. Lineage: Eukaryota; Fungi; Ascomycota; Dothideomycetes; Pleosporales; Pleosporaceae. The transcript has a single exon.
AUGCUCAUGUCUCGCCACAACCAUCGUGCUUGCCGCCAUGGCCACAUGUGCCGCAGCAUCCCCUUCGAUCCCGCGCGCCACACCCCAGCCCCAGCCCCAGCCCACCCCGCCACAGAAUGGAACUACACCCCCCAAGACUCCGAAGAACUAUUCAUAAAAUGGGGACCCUACACCAUCCCCCACCUCAUCAAAGCCUCUCCCCACUAUACCAAAACCACCGUCGACGUCGAUCCCUACGCCAAACUACAGUUUCCCGAGAAGUCGGAGAGUACGGAGCGCGUUAUCCAUGCUGUGCAUCCGAUUCCGAGGGCGGAACUUGAGGAUCUAGGUCCGAAUUGCGUGAGGCAGCUUGGGGAGAGGUUAAGGGGGGAGGUGGAGGAAGAGAUGCAGAGUUCGAGGCUGCGGUGCAGAGGACGUUGA